AUGUCGCGUGGGCGGAGUCAUGUUUCCCGAUGGGAACGUGGAAAAUUGAAUUACAAGGCAGCGCCGCUCGUUGUCCUUCCAUUUUAUGCUUCCAUAUCCUAGGAUUUUGCCUAUGUAGCCCGUGAUCGCAAUACGCGCCGUUUUAUGUGCCAUGUGUUCCGUUGUGACACUCCAGCGAAAACCAUUGCCAAUACAUUAAGAGAUAUCUGUAAACGAUUAAUGAUGCAUCGAAGACCGGCAAGUUUGCAUGCAAUCGAUGCUAUACCAGAACGGCGGGUAAUUCGAAAUCGCUGGAUUCUGGCUGAUGUAGCGAUUGCACCAUCUACCAUAACCAUAUCAGAAGUAGGAGGAGGACAAAUUGCACAAUGUCGUGUGCGAUAUCUAUCCUUCCUUGGUAUUGGACGCGAUGUCAAGCAUUGCGCAUUCAUCAUGCAUACAUCAUCCGAGAACUUUAUGUGCUAUGUGUUUCACGUAGAACCGUCUGCAGCCGCUAUGGCAAAGACCAUUGAAGCCGCCUGCAAAUUACGCUAUCAGAAGGUGCUUGAUGCUCAUGCUGGACGAGCUCCUUCACAUUUGAAUCACCAUCACGACACUCCGUCAAUCGGCAAGGUUUCCAGAAUUUACUCUAUCGCCUCUACUCUUACUUUC
Messenger RNA from Strongylus vulgaris, 648 nucleotides. The record is from the annotation of a GenBank genome assembly. NCBI's taxonomy places the organism in Eukaryota, Metazoa, Nematoda, Chromadorea, Rhabditida, Strongylidae.